Messenger RNA from Amoebophrya sp. A25, 3506 nucleotides. The record is from the annotation of a GenBank genome assembly. NCBI's taxonomy places the organism in Eukaryota, Dinophyceae, Syndiniales, Amoebophryaceae.
AUGUCUCUUUUUCUCAUCCUCUCUCGUCUCAUCCUUUUCUUAUGGCCAUUGGUUUUUCAAUAUCGUCUUUCCUCUUACCUCAUGCAAAGAAAGUGUGGUCUCAAGAAUUGCUUGAUGUCCUCCCUUUUAAGUCUAUAAGUACUUCGAGAGAACUCACUUUGACUUGAUAGAAUGUCCUACGAACAAAAGUAGAUUUCUCUGUUUAAUCGAUCUUCAUCUUCUACAUCACCUCGUCUAACCAUGUUAUUCAUUCUCAUUGUUGUCCGGAAAUCAUCUUAGAAAAUACUGUAGAGAGAGAGAACACCACUUCUACUUCUUAGUAGGAUACCACUGCUUCUUGUUCUUAGUAGGACACACCACUUCUUAGGAUACCACCACUUCUUAAUAGGAUGAUCGAAGAAUUCUUGAGAACGCGCUAAUCUUAACGGUGGUCGCGUGGGUCGAGGCUGACAAUUUGGAGGCGUACGACCAUCUCGAUAUUCACGGACCGAGCCAGGAGGUGGCAUCGCUGCACCAUCAACCGAAUGGCACGUCUGCUGUCCAAGCGAGUGGCACAUAUGCACCAAUGCUAAUUGGAGGCACGUCUGCGCUGCAGAUUGGAAGCACGCCAACGACUGAGCAUGUGAUGAAUGUCGGGGGAGGAGACCGGCCUGCGCACGUGGAUAGUCCUGCUGAGGCAGCUCACAAACUGCGCAACACGCUGUACGAAAAGGUGAGAAGUCGUGAUGCCAAGAUCGUGUGCAUUUUGGGGGGAACGGAGUUUCAUGACCCUAAAUCCAAACCGUUGGUCGAAGCGAUGGCUAAAAAGUUGGGUGAGGCUGCGGGGGACACGAAUCUGAUAUUCGUUACCGGCGGUAUGGCUGGAGUCCAAGAAACAUUUGCGAAACACGUUGGAGAUCACUCGCCACUUUGGAAUCUACUGCCUGGGGACAACCCGUCAUCUCUCUACGGCGUCGGAGAAGACAUUCACGCAGGUGCUGACAUCGAAGAACGAAAAGCGAUUUUCGGUCUUCUUGGCGACAUUUACAUCACAGUCGAAGGCGGGCGGGGGGUGUCCCAGGAGACUACGGCUGCGCAUGCUCGCAGUGCCGUGGUAGUCCCUUUGAUUAGGACUGGAGGAGCGAGUAGUGGAAAGAUGGGCUUUCCACAAGGUGCUUUCCAAAAGCCCUCCUUUGCGACAGAAGAGCAGUGGAGCCUUUUGGCCGACGAGGGGGCUAAGAUUGCGGACACGGCCACUGCGGUGGUAGAAAUCGUGAAAGCCGCUGCUUCAAGUCUUCGAGAGACGGAGGCGCGCAUUGCCGAUCAUGGUGAAGGAUCUGGCCUUGGUGGUGCUGCCGCUACGACUGGCGCGCCUGGUGUCGCAAGUGCAGCUCCUGGCUGUUGCCGUGGUGCUGUCACUCUCGAUACUGCUACCGCAGCUGAAUCUAGGCAAAGCCAAAGCGCCGCAGAUGGCGCGUCUUUUGUCGAAGUCGGAGGACCUGGCUCUGGUGAUGGUGCUGUUGCUCGUACCGCAGCUGACCCUGGGCAAGCCAGGGAUGGAGACUCUACCACUACUAGCGCUAGCCGUACCAUUGCUACUUCUGGACCGUCUCUCUUAUGGGAAUUCCUACAAUGAGUAAUAACCUGUGUAUAAGCAAGGAGAUGUCAGCAAACGCAAUCGUAUGUAACAUAGUAGAGUAGAAAGAUCUACUAGAGAUCAUUAAGGUGGCGAUACGACCUUUACUGAGUGAGUAAUGGUGACUGACUUGACGAGAAUGAAUGUGACUUUCAGUCUCGAGUGUGUUCUUCAAAAAUACCCUCUUCCUUGUCCUCGUUGAUUGCUCCCACGCCGACCUCUCUAAAAAAAUCUCAUGCCAAAGCCACAGGAGAUUUAUCAGCGCCGCCGCCUGCAGAUGAAGGCGAGCCUGAUUACGUACCUGAGACAGCGACACCGGAAAAAGAGGCUUCUGGUGCAACUGCAACCGGUUCCAGUAUGCUCUACUGCGCUGCGUUUUGCAUGAUCUUGUGCGGUCUGGUUGGAUACGCCAAUGCCUUCUACAAGAAAGACACUCGCGCUGUUGGCAAUCAGGAUGAGGCGACGGACGGAGCCAUUUUUAAGGCUACUGACGACAGAUAGUAUGUAAUUUAUUCUUGAUGGUAUGAAUGUCCUUCGGGACGAGUCAGUGGUUCUGAUAUACUACUUCAACAGCGAUGAUUUUGUGGAUCUCUGUUGAAGUGGUAUAUCAGACCAACUCCCGGCGGCGGGCACUCUUGUCCAACUAGACCAACGGCAUACUAGCAUCCAUAGUACUUAUAAACAUUUAAGUGUACCCUAGUCCUAGAGUAGUAAAAAGCACGCAGUUCGUCGCUCCAAAGCACAUUUCUGUGUGCUCGUGCAUAGCAGUAGCCUUCUUCUGCUUGUUGUCCUUCUUCUACCCGCCACUCUAAGAAUCCUGCAGAAGAGGACUACGAGGAGGAUACAAGAUACCCUGCGGACGAGGGUGAGUCUUCCAUGCCUCUCCUGUACUACUCCGAUGAAGACGAGGAAUCUCUUCCAGCUGAUGCCCAUGAGCCGACCACACCUCUGGUGAUCAAGUUGCCAGACCACCUGAGAGGAAUAUUUAAGACAACCUUGAUAAAUCGAGGUAUACUAUAACUCAUUUAACGAAUAGGACUACCUUAAGUUUAACUACAAGUAUAUCAAUAUCAACCGCAAAGACUACAUAUAAUCAGUCAUCACAGGAGAGAGAACUUCAUCUAGCGAAUCUUCAAAAACACACAAAGGGCUUGAAAGUACUAGUAGCUGAGUCUCAAAUAUUCAGACCCUUGAUUUGCUCUUUGUCUUUUGUUUUCUUCUUUCUACUCGAAGUUGACAAGGUACAGGAAAAAACCUGAGGAAGAAGAAGUUGUUUGGGAUGAAGAAGAAGCUCUACGAAACCCUUUCUGAUUUGCUUAUUUUCUUGUAGGGUUACCCUAGUAUGAUCUAAGUCAAGCUGGCCGCGUGUCGCUUCCCAAGAGAGCAAGCCAAACGAUUUUCGGGAGAAAAUGCGCAAGCAGAUGAAGGCCAAAGAUGAUUGGAAUCGUGAACGUCUUCCAAAUGACGGCGCGGUGGUGAAAUCGUCACUGCAUUAGAGGUACUCAGGAUGAUCUUGACGUUUAUUCUUGUACAACAACAACAUAAACAUUUCCUAUCAUUAUAAGGCUACAAGAAACCCAUCUUCCCAGGCAUCUUGGUCCCGUUUCUAAAAAGGGAAAAGGAGACCCAAGAUGCUGCUGAAGAUGGAUUUAUGUAAGUUCUAACAUCAUUGAUACUGCUUUGGGGCUUCUACGGUAGUCAUGAAACGACUGCAAAAACAGGAGCAGCGACGAUUGAUGGAUCUGCAAGUGUUAGAUUGGUGAAAUCAAUCCACAGUAACAACUGAAAAUGUAUGUUCUUUCUCCACAUGUUAUUUUUACAGGUUUUCAUUCUCCAGUCGAAAACGAGAUACGAGGUGGUUGGCCUUGGUGUGGACGAGAUCGGGUUGUGA